Messenger RNA from Drosophila willistoni, 501 nucleotides. RefSeq lists its product as uncharacterized. The coding region runs from base 75 to 464 and encodes 129 amino acids. NCBI's taxonomy places the organism in Eukaryota, Metazoa, Arthropoda, Insecta, Diptera, Drosophilidae. The record is from RefSeq and is a predicted model, not a curated record. The transcript has a single exon.
UUACAAGUUAGUCACACAAUAAAAUAAAAACAAAAAAAAACUCAAAAAAAAUUUAGAAAAAUUAUUUAAAAAAGAUGACCCACGAGGUGAUUACUACACAACAGCUACUUCAUCUUCGCAGUGCGGGUGAACAAAUCGAAAAGACUCAUAAUCGUUGGAAGGAAUGUUUCUCUUGGUAUCCCAUCGAACAGGCAGAGCACUAUAAACGCUAUGGCGAGAUCUAUAAGGAGACUCUUGCGAAAUAUGGAGAGAAAAAGUUUGAUUAUUAUGCGAAACGUAUUCGUUUGCGAAAAUGUUAUAUGGACGGUGGCAUUAGCAAAGAGCAGGAAGAUGAGGAUAUCGGCAAGCAAUUAAAGGACACAAUGGGUCACUUGGAAAACUAUAAGCCUUCGUUGACAACUAAUGGUGAAUAUGGACUAUUUAAGCCAAAUCGCUUAUUCGAUUGCUUUGAAUUUCAAAAAUAGAAAAAUUGUAGUAAAUAAAAUAAGUUUAUGUGCGGUC